AUGGCGUCCCUCCUCACGCUCCCCGCCCUCGCCCUCUCUAACCCCGCCACCGCCUCCGGCGCCGUCCGGCUACGCGCCGCGGCCCUCCGCUGCUGGGCGCUCCGGCGGCGGGCGAGGUCGCACUCCUCGGGUUCUGGUUCUAGCACCUACCAGAGAGUUAGCCAAACAAGUCGAGAAGGAAAUAAAGGAAUCAGGACAAGCUUCGGCACAUGGGGUUUGAGGAAGAUGUGGAGACAAUAUUACAAAAGCUUCCUCAUGGACAGGCAAAGCAUGCUGUUCUCUGCGACGAUGCCUAGUUGGGUGAACAAACUGUCCAGGCGGUACUUGAACAACCCUUUGACAAUUGACUUGGUUGGUGAUCAAGAUGAAAAGCUUGCUGAAGGAAUCAAACUCUAUGCUAUCCCACUCACAGCAACAUCAAAGCGCACCAUUCUUAGUGAUCUAAUUACGGUUUAUGCAAAGGGUGGGAAAACCAUUGUUUUCACUCGUACGAAGAAAGAUGCAGAUGAGGUAUCAUUGGCACUGACAAACAGUAUUGCUUCUGAGGCACUUCAUGGUGAUAUUUCACAGCAUCAGCGUGAGCGGACACUAAAUGGAUUUCGUCAAGGGAAAUUUACUGUUCUAGUAGCUACAGAUGUUGCUGCCCGUGGUCUUGAUAUACCAAACGUUGAUUUGAUUAUCCAUUACGAAUUGCCAAAUGAUCCAGAAACUUUUGUCCAUCGUUCUGGACGCACUGGACGUGCUGGGAAAGCAGGAACUGCAAUCUUGAUGUUUACCAGCAGCCAGAAAAGGACAGUUAAGUCUCUUGAGCGUGAUGUUGGUUGCAAGUUUGAGUUUAUAAGCCCUCCGUCCAUGGAAGAAGUGCUGGAGUCAUCUGCUGAGCAUGUCAUUGCUACAUUGCGUGGGGUGCACCCAGAGUCGACUCAGUACUUUCUUGGAGCAGCUGAGAAAUUAACAGAAGAAUUAGGACCUCAUGCUCUUGCUUCUGCACUGGCACAUCUGAGUGGGUUUUCUCAGCCACCUUCUUCACGUUCUCUGAUCAGUCAUGAGCAGGGAUGGGUCACAUUGCAACUAAGUAGAGAACAAGGAUAUGGCAGAGGCUUCUUUUCUCCUAGAUCUGUUACUGGUUUUCUAUCUGAUGUUUAUUCAGCUGCUGCAGAUGAAGUUGGCAAAAUAUACCUAACAGCAGAUGAGAACGUCCAAGGAGCAGUCUUCGAUUUGCCUGAGGAAAUCGCAAAGGACCUGCUUACUAUGGAGCUCCCCCCAGGAAACACCUUAGUCAAAAUAUCGAAGCUGCCUGCGUUGCAAGAUGAUGGUCCUGCCACUGAUAGCUAUGGUCGCUUUUCCAAUGACCGAGGUUCCAGGAACAGGCGUUCCAGGGGUGGAAGCGCUGCAAGAGGCCGGGGUGGUUGGGACACUGACGGUGAGGACCGAUUCCGCCGUGGUGGCAGGAGCUUCAGGUCUGACAACGAUAGUUGGUCAGAUGAUGACUGGUCAGGCGGUGGGAGAAAAUCAACCCGUUCCUCGUCCUUUGGUAGCCGCCCAUCAUCUUACGGCAGCCGUGGCUCACCAUCCUUCGGUGGGCGCUCAUCAUCCUUCGGUGGUAGGGAGAGCAACAGAAGCUUCAGCGGUGCUUGUUUCAACUGCGGUGAAUCCGGUCACCGUGCAUCAGACUGCCCAAACAAGUAG
Messenger RNA from Miscanthus lutarioriparius, 1689 nucleotides. The record is from the annotation of a GenBank genome assembly. Lineage: Eukaryota; Viridiplantae; Streptophyta; Magnoliopsida; Poales; Poaceae.